This is a messenger RNA of Rhinocladiella mackenziei CBS 650.93, 1032 nucleotides long. RefSeq lists its product as uncharacterized. The transcript has 2 exons. The record is from RefSeq and is a predicted model, not a curated record. The coding region runs from base 1 to 1032 and encodes 343 amino acids. NCBI's taxonomy places the organism in Eukaryota, Fungi, Ascomycota, Eurotiomycetes, Chaetothyriales, Herpotrichiellaceae.
AUGGUAUCGUCUGACAAAAUCAUCACAGUCCUGGGAGCAACAGGAACUCAGGGCUCCUCUGUCGUCAAGACCUUCCUCAAAUUUCCCGAAUGGAAGAUCCGGGCGGUCACCAGAAAUCCAUCCUCAAGCAAAGUUCAAGCAUUGGCAGCGCUCUCACCGAGAAUUGAAAUUGUCACGGCCGACACCCAUGAUGUGGAUUCACUCAGGCGGGCUUUCACAAACACCACGGCAAUCUUUGCGGUGACCGAUUACUGGGCACCGUUUUUCGACCCUGAGAUUCGAGAAAAGCAUGCCACGGGACCCAACCCGGGAGACUCACUGCGACGAUGGGCUUAUGACGAUGAGAUUCAGCAAGGCCAGAACAUUGCCCGUGCAGCCUCGCAAGUAGGGGAUCGCCUGGAACGCUUCAUCUGGAGUGCCUUACCGAGUUGCAAGGAAUACUCCAAGGGGAAAUAUUCUCAUAUCUACCAUUUCGAUUCCAAGGCUGUCGUGACAGAAUACAUCCGAGACCACCACCCUGGCCUGGCCAAUAAGAUGAGCGUAAUUUUCGUGGGCUUUUACGCCAGUAAUAUUCUUCUGUCCAAAAUGAUGAGACCCGUGAAGCGAAAGGAUGGAUCAUUUUUAAUCGAACGACUGUGUCCGCCCGAGGCGAAGCAUCCUUUCAUAGUUACAGGCCAGGACACCGGCCCGUUUGUCAAGGCUCUGGUGGACUUAGAUCCCGGCAAAACCCUGCUCGCAUACACAGCUAGCUUAUCCUGGGCCGAAAUGGCGCAAAUCUGGGGUAAGGCUUUGAAUCAACAGAUCGAGUGUCGCCAAGUGACUUUGAAUGAAUUCAAAAACAAGUUCCCUGUAGAUGGAGAAGAGCUUCUAAGUGCUACUUACAGUGCGGAAUUUGGAUUUGCCGGUCGUGAUCCUGCUGUUAUUGAGCCUCGAGAUCUGGGAUUUAAGGAUCGACCGGAAGAGAUUCACGAAUGGAUGAAACAACAAGACUGGAGUGCCAUCCUCGACACAGAGCCACAUCCGAAUGUAUGA